ACUUUGUGGCUAGACCGCUAGAGCUCUCUACUCUACUGCUAAUUUAGCAAAGAAAAACAAAAAAAAAUACGGCGUCGUUUUGUUACCGCCAAUCUUCGUCUUCUUUUUCGCUCUCUGCUACUUGGUACUAACUGUAACUCUCUCUCUCUCUCUAACAAUGGAUUCGUAUGCUCCGUUACUUGAAAGGACCAAAGUGCCCCAACCUUCGCUGCAAAAGUUCGCUGUAAUCUCAAUCUUCUCGAAGCUCCGGUCAGCCCCGAAGCACCUAGACUCCGAAUCCGAACCCGGCAGAGACGCCAUAUCCCAGUGCCUCCACUCGGCUUCUCCGCCCGUCGUCGACCAAUCGGUUCGCGAGCUAUGCCGCCUCGUCACCGAGGCCAACUACGGCGUCUCUCGCGCCUUGCUGGAGCUCCAGUCCGCGCUCGAAGGAUCCGACCCGAAUCUCGUCAACCUCUUCGUCAAAGCAAUCGGGUUCCUCGUUCGGUUCGAGUUCCAGAGGAGCAAUGGCGCGUGGAGAUUCAGUUCCGCCGAGACUCACCCGUUUGUUAAGGUCCUCUCGUGCCGACCAGAGGUUCAGACUGAGCUUGUGCAGCAAGUGUUAUUGUUUAUGGCACAGAAUAAGCAGUUGGGAAUGGUGGAAGUUUGCGAAUUCUUGAGACCAUUUUUUAAUUAUUUUAUUUUGAGGAUACCUGUUUCGGAUUCGUCUUCGUCUUUGUUUGCGAGGCAUAUAAUAUCAUCGAUGGCAUCUCUUUGUUGCUCGUUCCCUCUACAGGCAAUGCCAGUUUUUAAGUUGCUCAUGGAAUGCAUCAAAUUUCUUCCGUGCAAAAAUUCAGAAGACUUUAGGAAUUUUAUGUACUUUGUGGAGUGUGUGGUGGAUGCGUAUAUCGUAGUAUUGAGAAAUUUGUCUGGAAGGAAAUUGCAGUUGAUUGCUGAAGCUCAACUAUGUGGUGUCCAACUGUUAGAGACUAUUCUUUCUUUAUGUACGUGUCAUCGCAGGCAUUCUGGUGGGAAUGAGCUCAUAGUGGAACUGGCAAAGCGGUUAUUGUUUGUCCAAAAAGAUCUUGGGUUGCAAUAUGUACCUGAAUUAUCAUCUGUUGUGCUAUCCAUGUUUGUUAUCCUCACAGAGUCAGAGCUUGAACAUGAACAACUUUCUAUAUUGAAAAUUUUCCAUUUCCUCUUAAAGUGGAAAUGUGAAAAUGAAUAUGAUAGUGGCAAAGCUGCCUGUGGUCCGAGUGAAGAGCUUUUAUUCAUAUUUCCUGUCAUCAGCCUCUUGUCGUCUCCUUCUAAAUGUGUCAAAGGAGCAGCAACUGAUAUGCUUGUCACAUUAGAAAAGCUCUUAGUGAAAACGUUGGUAGCACCAGUGAAUGAACUAGCAAUGAAAGGGGGAUUAAAUGAGCUAGCUAUGAAAGGGGGAUUUCCAUAUCUCAGCACACCUGGAUCUAUUGCUUUUAGACUGUUGCAGCAUUUAUGGUUUCAGGAUCAGUUUUCAUUAUCUGGUUUCUUCUUUUUAAAUUUUGCUUCUAGUUGUAAAGCUGAUGGCAAAGAAAUGCUUAACUUACCAAAAUCUUGGGCUUCUCAACUAAGGGAAUACUCUUUAUGGAUCAUUGACAGACGAAAAUCGUCCCUGCCUCUCUCUCAAUCUCAAGAAUUAUUUGUAACUGAAAUGCCCAUGUUGCUCAGUGCUGUUGCUGGUGUUUUGGUGAUGCAUCAGUCACUGGGGAAUGCUGCUCUAGAUUCUUUGGCUGCUAUUGGUGUUAUGGAUCCUAGAAUGGGAGUUCCUUUAUUGCUAGCAGUUCUAUUUUACAGUAACAUAUUCACUAUGAAGGAUACUAUAAGCCAUAAUAUGUUGCUAAAAGUUUUGGGAGUGCUUCCAUCACUUGCUUCACAUUCCAUGAUGAUUCCACUCAUAGUCCAAACUAUCCUGCCUAUGCUUCACAAGGAUGCCAAACCAACAUUAUAUGCUACAGCCACUCGUUUGCUUUGUCAAACCUGGGAGGUCAAUGACCGUGCCUUUGGGAGUUUGCAAGGUGUACUACUCCCAAAAGGGUUCACUGAAGUCAUGUCUGAGAGAAAUAUUUGCAUCAGUAUUGCUGCUUCCAUUCAGGAUGUUUGCAGAAAAAACCCUGAUAGGGGUGUGGACCUUAUCUUGUCUGUUUCGGCUUGCAUUGAGAGCCGAGAUCCUGUAAUUCAAGCUAUUGGUUUUCAAAGUCUUGCCCAUCUUUGUGAAGCUGAUGUAAUCGACUUUUAUACAGCCUGGGAUGUCAUUGCAAAGCAUGUGUUGGAUUACUCUGCUGACCCAAUUCUUGCACACAGCAUUUGCCUUCUGCUAAGGUGGGGUGCAAUGGAUGCUGAAGCAUACCCAGAAGCUUCAGAGAAUGUUUUACAGAUUUUGUGGGGCAUUGUUACCUCUGUCCAUCCUAGUCAUGGGUUACAAUGGGCAAUGGCAAGGACUUCUGCUUUUGAGGCAUUGACCCAAUAUGAGGUAUCAUAUAUUGAAAAGAAUACUCCAGAUUUCAAGAGAAGGAGCACAGAAUUGCUUUUUUCUGAGUCAAACCCUAAUGUACUCAAGGCCAUGGAAGAAUUUCAAGUCAAGAUCUUAACAUAUGAGCACAUCAAUCGGCGAAGACUGGUCAAGGAGAAAAGAGUUGUAGGAAGUAAGAUUGAGAAGCUUCUGGAUGUAUUUCCUCAGGUUGUCUUCUCUUCAGGGGAAAGAAGUAAGGCUAGAGAUUUACCUGGUGCAGCUCUUUUAUGUCUUUCAUUUACUCCUAAAGAUGUGAGCAACCAAGGGGCUUCAAGAGGAUUACGAGAUCCACAUGCUGAAUAUGAGAAUGCAAUGGUGGAAAUAGCAGCAUCUCUCCAGCUCUCAAGAAAUAUUUUUGUUGCACUUCUUGCACUGCAGUCAUGGAAACCCUUCAUGCGACGUUGGAUAAGAGCUGAUAUCUUGUAUUUUGAUGCUAAAUCAUCAACCAUCAUCCUGGACAAAUCUUCCAAAGCUGCUAAUGAUAUUCUGAAGAGUAUGAUACGAAUAGCAGAAGAAGCUAUCCCUAGAUCUUCGGAAAAUGUUGCUCUAGCCAUUGGUGCACUUUGUUUGGUCUUGCCUCCAUCUGCCCACACUGUUAAAUCAACAGCUUCAAAGUUCCUGCUUAAUUGGUUGUUUCAGCAUGAACAUGAACACCGCCAAUGGUCGGCUGCAAUUUCCCUUGGAUUGAUCUCAAGUUGCCUACAUGUAACCGAUCAUAAGCAGAAAUAUGAGAAUAUCACGGGACUUGUUGAGGUUUUAUGCGGUAGCAAAAGCACCCUUGUCAAAGGAGCCUGUGGGGUUGGCUUGGGAUUUUCUUGCCAAGAUCUUCUUACCAGGGUUGAAGUUGCUGAUAACUCUGACUUGGACAAAGAAACUAGCAAGAUUCAGGAAGAGCACCUGCUUGGAAAUAUUGUGAGGACCUUAUCUCUGAUGAUAUGUCAGCUUACUCAAUCUUCAUCUGAUAUUGUGGAAAGUCUUUCUGCGUAUUUCACACCAGACAUGUAUGAUCUUGAUAGUAUUAGAACUGCUAACCUGCCAUGUGAGAACAGUGAUGACUUGGAGGAAGAUAUCUGGGGUGUUGCGGGACUUGUUCUUGGUUUGGCGAGCUCUGUUGGUGCAAUAUACCGAGCUGGGGCACAUGAUGCUGUGCUCAAGAUAAAAGGCUUAAUCCUAUCAUGGAUUCCACAUGUCAAUUCGUUAGUUCAAAAUUAUGGUUCUUGCAGUGAAGGAGCUGAGAUUCUUAUGUCCGUAGGAUCCUGUCUUGCACUUCCCAUUGUAGUGACAUUCUGCCAGAGAGUAGAAUUGAUGGAUGAUAAUGAGCUAGAUCAUCUAUUGAAUGGCUAUAUGGAGCUCAUUUCUGAAUUAGUUUCUGUUAAAAAAUCUGGCAGCUUUCAUCAGAGUUUGUUAAUGGCAUCAUGCAUUGGAGCCGGAAGCCUUCUUGCCUGUAUUUUGAAUGAAGGGGUGCAUUCUAUUGAAGUUGAAUGUGUCAAAGGUUUACUAGAAUUGUUUAGAAAAUGUUAUUCUGAUCCUUACCCUCCUCUCAUUCAUUUGGGUGGGAUGCUUGGGGUUGUUAAUGCUAUGGGAGCUAGUGCUGGGAUUUUGGUUCAUAUAAAUCAUCUAACCUCCUCAAUGCAGACUGGUUAUGAGCAAAAGGAGUCUCGCUAUCUCAGGGGUCCUCUACUUUCAAGUCCUGUUUGUCUGCCAGAUUUGACAUCAUUGAUGCAAGAUAUAUUUCUGGUUGCACAGAAUUCCGAUGAGCAUCAGCUGCAACAAUAUGCAGCAUGGGCUGUUUCAUUUCUUCGACAUCAUAUGUGGUCCAAGGAAGUCCUUGACAGUGAUGAUAUGACUGGUUCAAAAUCUGUCUCUCAUAGUUUUCCUGAUGACACUGUAAUUAUGAGGCUUUGUUUGUGGUUAAUGCAUCUGAGUGUUUCUGAGAAAGGUAUCAUUGCACAUGUUGGCACUGUAGCCACUGUGUUAAGGUGCCUUUCACGUGCUUCUAGGUUGCCAGUCUUGGAUUGGGGUGCAAUCAUAAGACGCUGCAUGAGAUACGAGGAUCAAGUUGCUGAGUUAUUGCCACCAGAUUCAGCUCUCAAGAAAGGAAUCCUCAGGGAGGAAUGUGUGCAGUUUUCUAUAUCUCAUGCAAACCAAUUUGAUCUACUCCUAACUUUCCUUGAUGAGCUCUCUGACCUGUCCAGAUUUAAGACACUUGAGCUGAAUUUACAAACAUGUCUGCUCAUUCAUCUGGCAGACCUGAUAAAAGUAUUCUCAGGUUCCAGGGUUGAGAAACUGCUCAAUGACAUAACUCACUACUUGUCUUCAGUUACUUCAAUAUUACGAAUUUCAUGCUGGAAAGGUCUGUAUCAGUGCCUAGAUGAAGCUUCUCUUGACUCUGUAGACUACAUAUACCACAUUGAGAAGUGCAUGGAGGUGCUAUUUUCUUUGUUGCCAAUGCAAUCUGCCUCCGUCAUGGAAGUGGAUCAGCUAAGUUUUGUAGAGGAGUGGUCUGGGGCUAUUAAAUGCUUAGGAAAGGCUCGGCGGGGUUGGUUAUUGGAUUUUUUGCAGGUUUCACAGGAAGACCUAGUCCAUGGAGCUGGUCAGUUUAUUGAUGUAGUAAAAAAGAUUCAAGUGAAAGCCAAGCUAGUCAGGAUUGGUUCCCUCCCAUUGACUGAGCUGGGAAGACUCAAAGCUUACAUACUGAACUCCGAAUCACGUGGUGUCUGGGAUGUGCUCAUUGAAGUUGUAGCAACUCUACAACAUGCAGAGGGAAGUGUUAGAAGACAGUGGGUUGUUGAUGCAUUGGAAAUUAGCUGUAUAUCAAGUUAUCCUUCCACGGCACUGCAGUUUCUUGGUCUGCUAUGCGGUAUCAGCUGCAAAUAUAUGCCUCUUCUAAUUCUGGACCGUCUUGCCGUGUUGAGUGAUCUACCAGUUACCCUGACUUCUCUUAUGUCAGACCCCAGUUGGGAAGUUGUAGCAGAAUCCAUUGUUUCUUAUCUUUGGGUAUCAACGGAACGCAUUUACAAUUGGGCUACUCAAAACGUAAGCAGUGAUGAUACACCAGGCAUUCAACCUAUUGAUGAAAGUGAGAAUGAUAUGGGUGCUUUCCUAUUGCGUGUGAUGCAUCGUGCCUGUGUAUCUUUGAAAGAUCAUUUGCCUCUAGAGAAGCAGCUGAAGCUUGCAAACAUGGUUGUCAACUAACAAGCACUUGUCUCUGCAAUGGCAUUCAGAUGGUUAGUAUGAAAAUCUGUAAGACAAUUUAUGGUUUUCUCAUGAGAUGGUCAAUUGAGGCCUGCUAAAUUUGCAUGUAAAUUCUUUUUUAACUUCAACAUUGUAAAUUUCAGAUAAUGAUAAUGAAAAAUCUUGCAUAUAUUCAUAGGACGAA
Quercus lobata is the source of this 5900-nucleotide messenger RNA. It is a transcript of the gene RST1, whose product is annotated as ARM repeat superfamily protein. The transcript has 25 exons. The record is from RefSeq and is a predicted model, not a curated record. Gene Ontology annotation, biological process: regulation of post-transcriptional gene silencing. Bases 158 to 5716 code for a protein of 1852 amino acids. NCBI's taxonomy places the organism in Eukaryota, Viridiplantae, Streptophyta, Magnoliopsida, Fagales, Fagaceae.